UUGUCAAGUUUCUCCAGUUUCUCCUAGAUUCUUGACUCCGGAGUGACGGCCUGCUUGCCUGUCUCGCACACCAGUUGAGAGUUGUGACGAACAACGCCAACAUGCGCCGUGGCUUUCAUGCUUUCAACCAAGUUCUCAAGCUCCGAGCAUCGUCAAGUAGACAACAUUGGGCCCCCCUCCCCCCGUAUAACCUCUAAGCUUAGUCAAGAAAUCUAUGCCACUCUCUUUCACCGUAUCAUAAAGUCUAGAGCCGUUCUCCCAUUUCCCCCGUCACCAUGGCGCGCUCAACUUCGCCUGCCCGCAAGGUGUCAGGACGCAGACGGCGGUCCCCCAGUCCCAACAGGCGCAAGAUCCCUCCGCCCACUCUCCAAGCUCAAAAUCAGCUGGGCAACUUCACCAAGCUCUUUGCUCUCCUUUAUGCCGACAAGGGCACUUGUCUCCCCCCCCCAGUUGAAGCGUUGUCAUCUUCGGCCCACACUCUCUCAGUCCCAGGCCCGCACUCAGUCACCCAACCUCUCGCGUCUGACGGUCUUGCGUUGGGGGGUUUCGAGAGGACCACCGACGUUGCGGGUUUCAACGAUCCAUUAGCUCUCACAUAUUAUGACGACACUGAGGCAUCCACGGAGAUCAACAGCACCCGCAGCACCCGCAGCACCCGCAGCACUAUAACCAGCAGCAGCAUUAUCAGCAACAUUACCAGCAGUACUAUUCCACCCAACAGCAUUGCCGAUGUCGACAUGGUUCGUUACAACCACAAAGGUUGCCCGUCCACCUGGAUGGACGGCAAAAGUGCCAACUGGAUUCGCACACCUGGUGGUAGCUCGCCUCCUCCUCCUCUUCCUCCUCCUCCUCCUCCUCCUGCAGCCAAGCCUGGAAUCCCUCCACAGCAUGCACACGACAGUCGCUCCCGUCGAUUUGCCAUUACUUCGACAAAUUGGCGCUCUGCGACUUCGUCUUCGCCUCCCGCAACGUACGGCAGCGGCAGCAGCAGCGGCAGCGACGAUUCUGGUCCGGUCUCCCCUGACAAGGAAGCCCGCAAAUCCCUCGACGUCGGCCGGCAACUCCUCGCUGAGCUGCUGAGGCCUGCCAACUCCCCGUCGCCAUCGCCCCCCCCCUUCUCCGACGGUCUGCCCGCGCCGCCCCCGUGCAAGAUGGACAUGGCCGAGGACCGAGAGGCAGAGAUACGAGGAGUGAAAGCCCGCAUCCCCUUUGGCGGGGCGCUUCCUUGCUCGGGGGAGUUCGCCCAGCAGGUCCUCGGGGACUUCCUCCACCACGACAUGCAGCUCCGGGAACGGUUCGUCGAUGGCCUUCCCGACAUCCACGUCUUCAUCGAUUGGUCCAAUAUCUCCAUCAGCUUGUGGGAUACUCUCCGCGUAAAGAGGGGCAUCAACAACAACCACCAACGCUUCAUGCCCAUCAGCUUCGACCGCCUGGUCCACGUCCUCGAGCGGGGCCGAUCGACCGCCGUCCGGGAACUGGCCGGAAGCCGCAAGGUAGAACACGCCGGGCACUAUUUCAGCGACAUGAAGGAAAGAGGCUACAACACCAGCAUCCUCCGCCGCGUCCGCGUUCCGUCGCCGCCCUGUUCUCCGCCCGGGAGCAGCGGCUCCCCGACCCUGCCCCCCUCCCCCCGCCAAGCGGCCCUCGACGAGAAGAAGAAGAUGGCCGAGCAAUGCGUCGACGAAAUCCUGCAGCUCAAGAUGUCCGACAGCCUGAUCCAGGGCGUGAAGACACGCAGCCAGGGCAUCAUCGUCCUGGCCACCGGGGACGCGAACAAGGCCGAGUUCUCCAAGGGCGGCUUCCUCAGCAAGGUCCAGGACGCCCUCGAACUCGGCUGGAUCGUCGAGCUCUACGCCUUCAAACAGCACACGUCGGGCGCCUGGAACAAGGCGGACUUCCAGGCCGCCUGGGAGGGCAAAUUCUCCAUCCAUUACCUGGACGCAUACGCGGAUCGCCUCAUCGAUCAGGCCUAGGGGGCCCGACGUACAGCGGUUGGGCGGUCCCGGGUUCGGUUGAGGAACCGGGAACUUCGGCGACUUCACAAACAGUAUCACCAAGCCAUGCAUUCUUGCAUUAAUGGAGACGAAGUCAUCACGGACACUGCCACUGCCACUGCCACUGCCACCACCGUAUACUAUGAACAGCUGCAACGGUGGGACCAGGAGGAAUGGUUCCGUUUCAACUUGAUGGCUGGCCGUUUCGACCAUUACGUCCCCCAAGGGGUGGCAGACAAAGAGGCCUACCUCCGCCAACGCUUUCAGCGAAGCUGAGAUUGUUUUCCCGCUGAAG
Sodiomyces alkalinus F11 is the source of this 2289-nucleotide messenger RNA. RefSeq lists its product as hypothetical. The transcript has 2 exons. The record is from RefSeq and is a predicted model, not a curated record. Lineage: Eukaryota; Fungi; Ascomycota; Sordariomycetes; Glomerellales; Plectosphaerellaceae. The coding region runs from base 276 to 1973 and encodes 565 amino acids.